AUGUUUUUACAACAACGCAAAAUAAUAUGUUGUGACGUCUGUAAUUUUGCGCUCGACUUGAUCACGAUUCUCGUAAAUGCACAAAUGACAGCUUAUAAUGUAUUAUAUAUAAAGAGCUAUGAAAACAAGAAGUGCUCUCUCGAUGUUCUAAACUGUGUCAAUCAUAUUCAGAAAUCAUUAGAUCGUGAGAUGGCUCUUAAAGGUCCUAGUUAUUUAGCUGGAUUAUUUCGUCUAACUCCUCAGAUACAGUCAGGGGUUUUUGAAGCCAAACAACCAAAGCCGAAAACAUCUUACGAGUCAAUACAACACAACGAAAGUCAAACGACCUUUUAUCGUAGUAUUCCGUCCAUAUCUGAUGACCCGAAUUCCCAAGAAUCCUUACAAAUAACUUCUCCUGAGGUCAAUGAAAAGAGUCCAUUAUGUAUUAUUGCACCAAUUGAUAGAAAUUUACUAUGUGCUAAAACAAUGAAAUCUGAAUGUCAUCAGCAAGCAUCAACAUCUCAUUCUACAUAUGAGAAUAGAGAUUAUACAAAUAGUUGUCGUUCUUUAUUAUCAAUAUCUAGUAACAGAGAAAUUAGCGAUAUUGCACCAUCAGUUUUAAAGACACGAAAACACAAGUUGUUAGUUGAAUAUCAAGAAGCGAUGAAACCAAUAACUUCUAUUGAUAUCCCAUUGGAAUAUGAAGAGAAACUUAUUUCUUUAUUGAAAUAA
Molecule: messenger RNA, 711 nt
Organism: Schistosoma guineensis
Lineage: Eukaryota; Metazoa; Platyhelminthes; Trematoda; Strigeidida; Schistosomatidae
Source: the annotation of a GenBank genome assembly